This is a messenger RNA of Leopardus geoffroyi (Geoffroy's cat), 1158 nucleotides long. Its product is annotated as olfactory receptor 5C1. NCBI's taxonomy places the organism in Eukaryota, Metazoa, Chordata, Mammalia, Carnivora, Felidae. Gene Ontology annotation, biological process: sensory perception of smell; G protein-coupled receptor signaling pathway. Gene Ontology annotation, cellular component: membrane. Bases 205 to 1158 code for a protein of 317 amino acids. The transcript has a single exon. The record is from RefSeq and is a predicted model, not a curated record. Gene Ontology annotation, molecular function: olfactory receptor activity; odorant binding; G protein-coupled receptor activity.
GUUAAGUUGUAGUGACUCCUCAGAGUUAAAAACGAAGGUUUGGAGAGGUUAUAUGGCUUGUCCAAGGACACAUAGCAAUUUUAUGACACAGGUAGGACUGAAGCCCAAGUCUGCCUGACUCCUGGUGCUUUCUCCUCCAUGGUGGGCAUAACCUUUCUCGUACAUCCCUCUCACUUUGCCUCUCCUUAGUCUCUGUCCAGCAGGAUGACUGCAGAGAACUUCACGUGGGCCCCUGCUGAAUUCAUCCUCCUGGGCAUCACGGAUCGCUGGGACCUACGUGUGACCCUCUUCCUGAUUUUUCUACCAGUCUACCUGGUGAGCCUGCUGGGAAAUGUGGGCAUGGUGCUGCUAAUCCAAGUGGAUGCCCGGCUCCACACACCUAUGUACUUCUUCCUGGCCAACCUCUCCCUGCUGGACACCUGCUAUUCCUCAGCCAUCGCCCCCAAGAUGCUGGUGGACUUACUGCUGCCCCACGCCACCAUCCCUUACACGGCCUGUGCCCUUCAGAUGUUUGUGUUCGCAGGGCUGGCUGAUGCCGAGUGUUGCCUGUUGGCAGCGAUGGCCUAUGACCGCUACGUGGCCAUCGGAAACCCCCUUCUCUACACAACAGCCAUGUCGCAGCGUGUAUGCCUGGCCUUGCUGGGAGCAUCAGGCCUGGGCGGGGCAGUGAGUGCCAUUGUCCACACGACUUUCACCUUCCGCCUGAAUUUCUGCCGCUCCUGGGAGGUCAACAGCUUCUUCUGUGAUAUCCCUCCACUGCUGGCCAUCUCCUGCAAUGACACCAGUCUCAAUGAGCUCCUCCUCUUUGCCAUCUGUGGCUUCAUCCAGACAGCCACGGUGUUGGUUAUUGUCGUGUCAUAUGGUUUCAUUGCCGGGGCUGUGAUUCGCAUGACCUCGGCUGAGGGCCGUCGGCGAGCAGCCUCUACCUGUGGCUCCCACCUCACGGCUGUAACCAUGCUGUAUGGGACACUCACUUUCAUGUACCUGCGUCCCAGCUCCAGCUAUGCCCUGGACACUGACAAGAUGGCAUCCGUGUUCUACACUCUUGUCAUCCCAGCUCUCAACCCUCUCAUCUACAGCCUCCGCAACAAGGAGGUCAAGGAGGCAGUCAGAAGAACCUGGAACCGAUUCCGCCGUCCAGGUCUGGAGCACGAAUGA